Molecule: messenger RNA, 3212 nt
Organism: Boleophthalmus pectinirostris (great blue-spotted mudskipper)
Lineage: Eukaryota; Metazoa; Chordata; Actinopteri; Gobiiformes; Gobiidae
Gene: itpkcb
Product: inositol-trisphosphate 3-kinase Cb
Exons: 8
Coding region: 313-2364 (683 amino acids)
Biological process (GO): inositol phosphate biosynthetic process
Cellular component (GO): cytoplasm; nucleus
Molecular function (GO): inositol-1,4,5-trisphosphate 3-kinase activity; inositol tetrakisphosphate kinase activity
Source: RefSeq, a predicted model, not a curated record
UUUCCUCUUUUUUGGGGCCACUGCUAAAAGACCACAAGAGUGCACAAAACUGAACAGACACGCAAUACACCCAACCCAUUUCUCUACGAAGCUGCUGCAAAAAAUCUACUCACUUGUCACAUUCAACUCUUCAUUUUACCUAUAUGAAGACAGGAAACGCUCAAAUUGAGGAUUUCUUUAACUUCUUAAAUGGACACACGCUGUGACUAAUGGAUUAUGAUACAUUACAGUAAGUCACAUUGCUUUCAACAAAUCUCGAAAUCAACCACAAAAGGGCGUGUCUGAGGCGCUAUUACUACUACGGAAUGCAGGAUGGGUCAAACUCCUUCAGAGCUCUCUCAAUGCACGUCCAGCACGGGCAGAGCGACAUGGAAAACAAGCGAGACGGCACAGCGCCUCGGAAUCUGUACGUUUAGAGGCAAGGGGAAGCGACAAAAUAAAGACUUGCAACGAUAUCCGAUGAAAAACAAAGCUCUGUCAUGUUUGAGAAGGAGAAAGAGGGACUCGAGUUGGACCGAAACGGAUUUGGACCAUUUAAAAGGUGCUGAGGAAACAAACCCGCGCAGCAGCGAACACCGAGUUGGAAAGUUAUCGAGGGACGAGUUCGUGGCUGACGCUGAGACACGCGCAUCGGCCCCCGGUUCCGAUAACACAAACCAAGGCCUGUAUGACCCAUCAGACAGGCCUUGUGUUCAGCGCGUAGUGAACCGGGAGGCAGCCGCUGGCUCCUCCGAUGCGUCACGUUUGGAAAAGCGCAGCGGAGAAGUUGGUGGUGCUGACUGCCCAGAGAACAAUGCCGCGCUUCCCUCGAUCAGAGCCAUGGAGAAUUAUUCGCCGGGUGAAGACCAGCGGGACCGGGCUGGGUGUGAGGGUAAGGAACUAAUAGCGGGUACGAGUGAGAGCCCCUCCACACAACUCUCCUCUGACAGGGGCUCGCAUGUUCAGACUGAGCGAACUCUGGCUAGUGAAACGCUUUUAAAGGACCUCUCUUGGGACACGAUAACAAAAUCAGACUGUAGUGUUACGGUUUCAUGCCUUCCUCCAAUGGCACGUGAUAAAACAGAAAAUAAAACUGACCACCAAAGUUCACCAGGAGGACAAUGCUUUCUAGGAACAAUACCAAAACUCAUAAUCACUAGAGACUCGACCCCCAGCUGUUCACAGGAUGGGGCUAACCUGCACCUGAGCAGCAGGGCUUGUCCGGAGUCUCAGCCUGAUGAUGAGUCUCCCUGCUCGGACAGUGGGUGUGGAGGCUCCCCUGCCCUGAUGCGCUCCCCCAGAAAGCUGUCCAACUCCUCCUCCUUUGGCUUAUCCUCUGCCUCUUCAUUUGAGGAGUCUGAGGACGACUUCACAGGGAGCGAUAUUGAGUCCAGCCUCUCCCCUGGACGCGUCCCUUCUCUGUGUAGCCCUGAAGAUGGAUCAACUAAUAAGUCCUGGCAGAAGUUGAAGACCAUGGUUCACUGGUCCCCCUUUGUUGUGUCCUUCAAGAAGCGUUACCCAUGGGUGCAGCUCGCAGGCCAUGCAGGUAACUUCCAGGCAGGAGACUAUGGUCGGGUCUUGAAACGAUAUUGUGAAUGUGAGCAGCAGUGUUUACAAAAGCUCAAGGAAGAUGUCCUCCAGCCGUAUGUUCCUGGGUAUUAUGGUGUGGUGAAGAAAGAUGAUCAGGAAUAUAACGUGAUGGAUGACCUCCUGGCUGAUUUUGAAUCCCCUUCAAUCAUGGACUGUAAAAUGGGCAGCAGAACAUAUCUGGAGGAGGAGCUGUCAAAAGCACGAGAGCGUCCACGUUUGAGGAAGGACAUGUUUGAGAAGAUGGUUGCUGUGGAUCCAGAGGCUCCCACUGAGCAGGAGCGAGCACAGCAGGGGGUCCUCAAACCUCGAUACAUGCAGUGGAGAGAGACCCUGAGUUCCACGGCCACUCUAGGCUUCCGCAUAGAGGGCAUCAAGAAAGCUGAUGGAACUUGCAACACUAAUUUCAAGAAGACGAAGCAGAAGGAGCAAGUGAUGAAGGCUUUGGGGGACUUUGUUGAAGGAAACAAUCACAUUUUGAAGCUUUACCUGCACCAAUUAGAGGAGCUGAGAUCAGUACUAGAAAAAUCGUGCUUCUUCAGGACUCAUGAGGUUGUAGGGAGCUCUUUACUGUUUGUACAUGACGCGUCAGUGAAGGCUCGAGUGUGGAUGAUUGACUUUGGGAAGACUGUUCCUCUUACAGAUCAACAGACCCUGGACCACCGCACACCGUGGGUCGAAGGCAACAGGGAAGAUGGCUACCUUUGGGGACUGGAUAAUCUUAUUGAUAUCUUUCGCACUAUGCUUUCACCAAACCGAGAGGAGGAAAGUACCACUGAUCUUUCUAUGGAGGACUGAUGCAGGCAAUAUUUCCUCAAAAUCAGCGGACAAUCCAAAACAAUUAAAUAUCUUUAUUAACUUAAAUUAUAAGAAGCACAAUGGGCACACUUUAUAUUGCUUUAUAAUACUGGAAUAUGCCAAAGGACUUUUUUAUUCUACUGGAGGCCAGGCAGCCUUGAGACAUAAACUUGAAUAUGCAGAGGAAUGUUGCCUAACCUUUGAUCUGGGAAUGAGAAAGAAUUCUUCAAUCACCUCAUCAUUACCGCAGUUGUUUUGAUAAUGAACAAACUUGUGAGGAACAGUGUUUUUCCAGUGACAUUUAUGAACUUAUUUUUGUCAUAAACCACUUUAACACUAAAACAUUGGCAAGACCAUGUGUUACAUAAUAUGUAAAUACAGAUUUAUUUAAGUAAUUAUUUGGCUUGUUGAACUUGUUUGUACAAUUUCUGUGCCUAUCAUUUUUAAGAUUCAUUCCAUUGCUGUGAACUGUUGUUGCUUUUUUUAAAAUCAAAGUUCACUCAAGUUUAAAGAAAACACAGUAUCCCAACGUGUCUCUACAGCUGUCAAUUGAAUGUGUUUUUAUGCUAGUUAAUUAGAUUUUUUUUGUUAACGCAGCUGUAUACAGAUUUACAAGAUUCUGUCUUAGCUUGAAAGCUGUUGCACAAUGGAUCUUGACAAAGCCAUUGAACAAACAAGUAGUGCCUCUGUGUGUAUUGAUUGUGAGCAGUCUUGGGUUUACACACAAACUAAAGCACAGUAAUGAACAUGGUCAGCUUUUGAUCAAUGUUUUUCAUUUAGCUGGGAUUGAAGUGGUGAAAAGUUUGUAUUCAAAGUGAAUGAGCUGAUUAAAGCCUGCAUUCAACUUG